Aspergillus melleus is the source of this 1302-nucleotide messenger RNA. Its product is annotated as DUF3500 domain-containing protein. The record is from RefSeq and is a predicted model, not a curated record. The transcript has 2 exons. Bases 1 to 1302 code for a protein of 433 amino acids. NCBI's taxonomy places the organism in Eukaryota, Fungi, Ascomycota, Eurotiomycetes, Eurotiales, Aspergillaceae.
AUGUGCUCAUCUCACUCCCAGGAGCCUUCGGGCGAAUAUCGGCAGUAUUUGCCAGACCUGAAUCUGCCUCGGUUUCAGGCAAUGCGCAAACAAGAUGCGCACGAGUAUGCGAAUGACUUCAAAACGGGACGAAAUCCGCCGUGGUUGCAUGCGCUGUACAUGCACUGGCUGGACCUACUACAGGAGCCUUUCAAGGGAGUGACGACGGACGGAACCGUACGCCCCGGUCUCUUCACCCUCCAAGACGAGGACGUUCCCAUCGACGACAUCGUCAACUCAGUACAUUCUCUUUUCGCUACCCUGACGCAACCCCAGCGCCAAUCCCUCUCCUACCACAUCGACUCCCCCGAAUGGCGCACCUGGUCGAACCCAGAGUUCCUCCUCAGCGCCAAAGGCUUGCGUCUGGACGAAGUGACGCCCGCCGUCCGCGACGCCAUCAUGACCGUCCUCCGCAUCACCCUUUCACCCGAAGGCUACGACAAGGCCGUCAAAGCGAUGCGCAUCAACCACUUCCUCGGCGAACUGGUAGAGUCGCCGCGCGUCAUGAACGAAUUCUCCUACAACUUCGUGCUCUUCGGCAACCCGUCUACCACGCGGCCCUGGGGGUGGUCAUUCUACGGCCACCAUCUCUGCCUGAACAUCUUCCUCUACCGGGGCCAGAUCGUCGCCUCGCCGUGGUUCACGGGCGCCGAGCCAAAUGAGAUCGACGCCGGGCCGCACGCCGGCACCCGUAUUCUGCAAGUCGAAGAGCAACUCGGUCUGCAGCUGAUGCAGUCCCUGAGUCCCGAACUACAGAUCAAGGCGCGCGUAUAUGCCCAGAUGCACGAUCCAGCCAUGCCCCCGGGGCGCUGGAACCGCGACGACCAGCGCCAUCUGUGCGGCGCGUAUCGCGACAACCGGGAGGUGCCGUACGAAGGCAUCACGGCGGCGGAGCUCAGCGAGACGCAGAAGAUGCUCCUCUACGGUAUCCUAGAACAGUAUCUGCUCUAUCUAUCGGAGCGGUCUCGACGGUUGAAACUCGAGCAGAUCCGACGGUUCGAGGCGGAGACGUAUUUCUGCUGGAUUGGCGGGUUCGGGGAUGAGGAUCCGUUCUAUUAUCGGAUUCAGAGCCCCGUGGUCUUGGUGGAGUUUGAUCAUCAUUCGGGGGUGUUUUUGAAUAAUGAGGAACCGAAGAAAUUUCAUAUUCAUACGCUGUUGAGGACGCCGAAUGCAGGUGACUAUGGGCAGGCGCUGAGGCCGUUGAUUCCGCCGGUGGAGGGGUUGGUGGGGAAGGAGAUUACGUGGGAGAAGUCUACUUUAUGA